GCGCAGAGCAGCGAGCUCCACCGCCUGCUCUCUGUGUGUUUCCACUGUUGUUCAAAGCCAAAGGGGAGCAAACUGAAAUCUUCAGUAUAUUCUUUAAUGGAAAACAGAUUAAAUAUCUUGUGAUUAACCAGCCCGAGAGGAGGAAGAGGAGGAGGAGAGGAAGAGCUACAGAGGAGAAGGACAGACACGGGAGGAGAAAAAGAAAAGGAGGAGGACAGGGAGGAAAAAUCGGGACAGUAUAAUGCUGCACAUUUGACUGAAAGAUGUCCAACGUUAACGCGGAAGCGACCAAUAUGCUCCCCAUUCUCAAGAAGAAGCUUGCCUUCCUGUCAGGGGGCAAAGACCGGCGCAGCGGUCUGAUCCUGACCAUCCCUCUUGGUUCAGAUCAGACCAGCAUGGAGGAGCUCAGCGCCACACUGGACUAUCUGCUCAGCAUCCCCAGUGAGAAGUGUAAGGCUCGGGGCUUCACCGUUAUCGUUGACGGACGAAAGUCUCAGUGGAACAUCGUGAAGACGGUGGUGCUCAUGUUGCAGAACGUGAUUCCAGCCGAAGUGUCGCUUGUCUGCGUGGUGAAGCCGGAUGAAUUCUGGGAUAAGAAGGUCACACACUUCUGUUUCUGGAAGGAAAAAGACCGCCUGGGCUUUGAGGUGAUCCUGGUUUCGGCCAAUAAGUUGACUCGUUACAUUGAACCCAGUCAGCUGACGGACGAUUUUGGAGGAAGUCUGGACUACGACCACAACGACUGGCUCAACAAGAGACUGGUUUUUGAGAAGUUCACGAAGGAGUCGACGUCUCUGCUGGACGAGCUGUCCAUCAUCAACGACAGUGACAAGAGCAGCACCGUGGACAAGGAGAAAUCAGCUGACUGUGCCCUCUUGCCGUCCUUUGACCCUGAGACGGUUCUUCAGACUGGUCAUGAGCUGCUUUCGGAGCUGCAGCAGCGUCGUUUUAACGGCUCAGAGGGAGGAGGAGGAGGACAGGGAGGUCCAGCCUGGUGUCCCAUGGAGGAGGAGCUGCUGGCUCAGCCUCAGGUGAUGAAGCUGCUGGACUCGCUCAGGGAGCAGUACACCAAAUACCAGGAGCUCUGCAGGCAGCGAAACAAACGCACCCAGCUGGACGAGAUCCAUGCCAAGGUCAUGCAGGUGGUGACCUGGCUGCAGGGUCCAGGCUCAGAGCUGCUGAAGACUCAGCAAGCGAUCGGAGACUCGAUGCGAGCGGCUCAGGCCCUGCAGCAGAAACACGAGGAGAUCGAAAGCCAGCACAGUGAGUGGUUUGCAGUGUACGUGGAGUUGAACCAGCAGAUCGCUGCCUUGCUCAGUGCGGGGGAGGAGGAGGAGGUGGUUGAGCUGAAGGCUCUGCAGCAGCAGCUGAGUGACGUCUGCUACCAGCAGGCGGCUCAGCUAGAGGGUCGGCAGAACGUCCUGCAGGCGGCGCAGGGCUUCCACAGCACCACACAGGAGUUGUCCCAGCAGUUGGACGGCCUGCUGGGCAUGCUCUGUGCUGACGUGGCUCCAGCUGACGGAGCUUCAAUCCAACAAAACCUCAAACUGUUGGAGGAGAAGCUGCAGAGUGUCGAGGCAGGUCUCGCUACUUUGCGUCAGAAGGGGGGGGUGUUGAUGGAGCAGAUGUGCAGCCAGCCAGCGUGGCCUCUGGAGGAAACGGAGAGUCCAGCUGGAGAACAGCAGGACAACGUUCAGCAGAUCCAGGGCGUGAUGGAGGAGAUGCAGCUCCGCAAGCAGAGGUGUGAGGACAUGGUGGACGUGAGGAGGCUGAAGAUGCUUCAGAUGGUCCAACUGUUCAAAUGUGAAGAAGACGCUUUACAGGCAGUAGAGUGGCUUGGCGAGCUGUUGGACGCCCUGUUGAAGACUCACGUCAGGCUGGGGGACGACACUCAGGAGACCAGAACCAUGUUGGACAAACACAGGAAGUUCGUGGACGUGGCUCAGAGCACCUACGAUUACGGCCGUCAGCUGCUGCAGGCCACCGUCGUCCUCUGCCAGUCUCUACGCUGUACGACACGCUCGUCUGGAGACACUCUGCCGAGACUCAACCGAGUCUGGAAACAGUUCAGCGUCAGCGCUGAAGAGAGACAACAGAGACUGGAGCUGGCUCUGAACUUCCACACUGCAGCAGAGAGGGUGUUACAGCAGGAAUGUGUGGACGCAGAGUCUCUGGAUGAAGUCGACUCUUCUGGGAAAAUUCUGCUGGACAGACUGACCAUGCCUGUUAUCUUCCCUGAUGGGACCGAGCAGUACUUUGGGAGUCCCAGCGACACAGCGGCGGCAGCAGAGGGCGUCAGGGAGCGCCUCCUGCUGGUGGAGGAGCGACGGCUGCAGUUGCAGGAGGCCAGGCUUCAAAAUGACGAGGAGGAGGAGGUGCUAAACGGGCAGGAGGCCCGGUUGGACGUGAUCGGAGAGGAACUGAGCGAGAAAGAGGAUCAAGAUGAGGAAGAGGGGGAGGGGGAGGCGGGGCAGUGGGAUGAAGACUUGGAGAGGGCGACGCAGGACUGCUAAUGGAUCGCUGGUGACGUUAAACCAAGCAGCCUUAAUGAAGCUGGUUAACGAAGGGCUGCAGAUUAAUUUCCAGUAAAACCUCUGAUUGGUUGCUCCUCUUUCCCUGCAGCAGAAAUGGAGUUUCUUUACAUUAAGACUACAUUUUCCAUCGGCCUCUCUGCUCACCGAGAAAGAGGAUGAUUAGAGCUGGAACAACAGCACCCUCUACCUGCUUGUCUGCCGUUAAGUGAUCCAGCAGAAGUGUAAAAUACUGGAAUUAUUAAUGAAUUCAUUAUUAAUAUUCAUAUCUCCGGAUACUUUGUGGAAGACGAUCGACUGUAAAAUAAUCCGCUUGGAUCAGAAUACUUCUAAUGUACAGCUAACACCGCCUCCUCAUCUUUCCCAGCAUGCCUCUUGUUCACCUAAGUGGGUGGAGCCUCCAUGGUGCUAACAUAGCUACCAAGGUUUCUGUCUUUGCCUCCACCGACCUCUCGCCUUUCUUGCUUCCUUGCCUCUUAUAAUUUCCCCUCCUCUAACAGAAAAGAUGAAUUCUGUGGCCUGUACAAGAACCUAAAAGGCGGAGCUACAGUUUAUCCAGUGUGCCGUGACCUGAUCCUGUUCAUUGCUCUGUCAGACGACUGUCUGUUCGAGCUUUUCAACUCUGGGAUGGACAUGAAAUGUUCCUGGUUGAAUCACCUGUACAAAACAAAACUUCAAGUCCCAAAAAGCAUUGCAAAACAACAAGAGACAACAUCAAAUCAGCUGAAAAUAAAACCGUUAAAUUCAUUCUAAAAUCCUCUUGAAAGUCUUUGGAACCUAAUUCGUUCCCGUCUUUCUUUAAGGAGCAGUGUGUAGGAUUCAUGGGUAUCUAUUGGCAGAAAUGGGAUAUAAUCAUAACUGUUUUCAUUAUUGUAGAAUAUACUGAAUCUAAUAAUCAUUGUGUUUUCUUCACCUUAGAAUGAUCCUUCUGAUCCUGCUGUGUUGGAGAGCCAUGUUUCUACAGUACUACGGCCUUUAGCAUUUCAUCAAGUUGCAACCUCCAGUUCUGUAAAGUGAAGCCAAUGCAGAAGUGCCUUAAACCUGCAGUCUUUCUAAUGGCCAGUAGGGGGCGACCCCACGGGUUUCAAAAAUAAGUCAAAUUGUACACAACAAGUCUUUAAAUAUAUGACCCAACUUCUUACUUGAUUUAGUAUUUUAGUAAAAUACUAAUCAGUUUAUGGUUUCAUUCAGGAGUUUUAAGUCUUCUCCAUUGCAACAUGAUGUUCAUUUUGUACAUUAUGGUCCCAUUUAGAGUGAAAUAGACGAUAAACUGUGGCUACCUGGUCACUACCACAGUGUACUGUGUGUUUUCAUACUAGAACUUUGGCCCUUUCAAAGUGUUUCACUUCAUGAAACUGAACUGUAGUUUGCAUGCUUGAAAAUGUCUUGAAUUAGUUCAGGUUGGACUAAAAGACAGUCUAAAGGACUUGGCAUUUAAUUUUAAAUUACGGAUGCACCUUGCUAACUAAGUUAGCCCCUCCGGCCCUGCGCUGGUUCCAAAAAAACAAAACAAGAUGGCUAUGGCUAAAACCCUUUAACUUGAGGCUUCAAAACAAUCAUCCACAAACCCAGUGGGUGUUACAGUAACUAUGUUAAUUACUUUUUAUACAGUCUGUUGUUUAAAUGUUACCUGAAAGCCUCCAUAGUUUCUAGAGGGGUAUUCAUUUGGUUGCAAUUUGUAACAUCGCCACUAGAUGUCACUAAAUCUUACACACUGGACCUUAAAGCCCUCUGAUUGGAUGUUUUUGGAGAAAUAGUCUGUAGGACUUGUAGUUGUAACAUUUCUGUGAUGCUUGACAUCUUAUAAGGACUCAGAAGUUUCAACCACUCCGCUGCUCUACAGAAACCCUCUGCCUUCAUGAUAAAAAAUCAAACCCAUGUCUCUUUGCUCCGAUCCAGACUGACCACAGGUCCAGAGGUGACCUGACGGCAGUCCUGUCUACAAACUGGGAGCACUGGUGGCCAACAAGGAGACACCAGAACCCUUUUUUAUUUAUUUGACUUUUUUUAAGCAGAACUUGCUGUUAUUAGUUGGUUCUUUUGACCAAUAACUGCUGCUGUAAGUUUAACCGCUAAAUACUGCGUCUUGCUUUGUCAUUUCCAUCCAGUAAUAUAAACAUGACAUCAGUAUGACAUCAUCCUCUAAAUAAAGAAGCAUUUUGAAGUUA
Centropristis striata (black sea bass) is the source of this 4699-nucleotide messenger RNA. It is a transcript of the gene sestd1, whose product is annotated as SEC14 and spectrin domains 1. The coding region runs from base 264 to 2513 and encodes 749 amino acids. The transcript has 19 exons. NCBI's taxonomy places the organism in Eukaryota, Metazoa, Chordata, Actinopteri, Perciformes, Serranidae. The record is from RefSeq and is a predicted model, not a curated record.